Bipolaris maydis ATCC 48331 is the source of this 679-nucleotide messenger RNA. RefSeq lists its product as uncharacterized. NCBI's taxonomy places the organism in Eukaryota, Fungi, Ascomycota, Dothideomycetes, Pleosporales, Pleosporaceae. The record is from RefSeq and is a predicted model, not a curated record.
AAAAGGUCCAAGCGGACUACUACCCCUCAGCACUCAUGACUGCCAUGUGGGUACACCGCAACCAGUCCAAUGAAAUCACCCAGGUAACUGGCGAUCUCGACAAGGGGCCGGUCAACCAUGUCAUCAUUCACGAUCCGCGCAUCAUCAGAUCUCUCGGUCUUGAUGAGCCACCGUUCGAUACCAUCACCCUACAAUCCCCAAGCCGUGUAGACGAGACAUACGACAUACGUAUCCUUCCAGGCCAAAACCCUCAAGACCUUGAUUCCUGGGUUGUUGGUGAGCUCGUAUCCGCUCGACACGCGUACUUGUAUUGGCUUGAUGGCAGACAAUGCUCGGAUCCAAAGGGACCGCCUACUGCUGCUGAAGCGAGGGCCAUAGCUACAAAGACGGGUAGAAGGGCAUUGGACGUCAAGAUGGAAAUUGAUGCGUAUUGGAAAAUGGAAUGUGGCACUGGAGGGAGGAAAGUUAGAGAAAAGCGGGUAGUGUAUCUGGGCGAGGAUCCUGAAUAUCCUGAGGGUGCCGAGGUGAAUCAUUUCGGAAAUCAGUGGGUGUAGAAAGCGAUGGUAUUGUUAAAAAGGGGGUUCGGUCUGCACAAUGUCUCACUAGAAUCCCACUCCGAGGCGUUACAGACAUCAGUCUACUCCAUCAAUAAUCCAGAUUCAGGAAUCAAUUAAAUCAA